Messenger RNA from Phlebotomus papatasi, 4695 nucleotides. Its product is annotated as CUE domain-containing protein 2-A. The coding region runs from base 1 to 375 and encodes 124 amino acids. Lineage: Eukaryota; Metazoa; Arthropoda; Insecta; Diptera; Psychodidae. The record is from RefSeq and is a predicted model, not a curated record. The transcript has 2 exons.
AUGGAAACUAUAAAAUCCGAUGUGAAGCACUGCGUGACCAUUGCAAGUGGUGACAUUGAUCGUGCCACGCAGAUUCUGCUGCAUCGCCAGGAAACUGGACAGUGUCUCUCUGGAAAUGGCACAAACAUCCAGGCUCCCAAGAGUCAUGCUAUUGACGAUGCUGAGCUCAAGAGUCGCAUCAUUGCGCGAUAUUCGUAUGUGGACAAGAACUCGGAGAAUCGCGAGUAUAAGCCAGUGGCUCCCAAGGUGGAACCAAAGAAGAUGGUUCGCUAUCGGGACAACAAGAUUGUUUCGCUCAAGGGGGAGCGAUACACUGAGGUAUGUGGUGAUGAUGAGGCUGAGUUGAAAAAACCAAAGAAACCAAUUUGUCCGUAACUAAGAUUGUUCACGUAUAAAAAACAGAAGCGUAAAUUGUCCAGUGUGCUUAUAACCUCACAAUUUCACAAUCCCAAUAGCCACUCUGUCCUUCCUAUGUUUCUGUUUUUUAUAUUGAACCACUUUCAGUCGAAAUCACACAUGAAAAUUGACAGUUUGUGCAAAAAUUUGCAAUUUUCGCUGUGGUCAGGUGCAUGGACUUAUGAUAUGUCGAGUCCACCAUCAGUGCUGUACUUACUGCUAACCCUAAGUUUAUUAUCCACCUAUUUGGCUAAGAUGAUACCCAGAAAUGGUGCCCGAAAUGAGCAUAAAGAGGCACCUAGAUGGUGUCUAGAUAAGUUAUUGAUGCAAUUACCAUUUCUGCAUGAAUGUCUCAUGAAUGAAUAUUUUAAUAAUUAUUACUUUAGUGUGUUCUGCCGAAGAACGUCAACAGUUACAAUUAUGCAUAUUGUAUUAGUUAUUUCAAUUAAUUAUUUAUUAGUUAAUGCAAAUCUAGCAUCUAUGUAUUCCAAUUGGACAUUUUUGUGAUAUUAGGACUAUACUGUGACAAGAACAAAAAGAACAAAACUUGUGGGAAUCUCAAAAGGGGGCGCGCUCAUUCGUCUCAGAGGCGAAACGUUCACAUAUUUUUUGUUUGACAACCCCCCUUGCAUUUUAUGAUAAUAAAAAAAAACACCAAAUAUCUAGUCAUUCAUUUAACUCAAAUGUCUCCCUACUAAAAAAGGUCCAAGACGCGGGAUGUUCAAGAACUAUUGCGAGAAAAUUUUAUCUAAAUUUCCUUUUAAUGCCAUUAUUGCUUAACUUUGAGUUUGACUGUCAAAUUAGAAGAACUGAUUUUAUUUAAUGUUGCCAGAGUUCUAAAUUUAAAUAAAAACUAAAGGGAUUUGUUACAAAGCCACAUGCUUUUUUCAAACUUUUAGUUUGCAGCGAGGUAAUAACAUUUUUUCCUGUUUAAGCUCUGUCCAAAAGUAAUUUUAAGCCACGCCCUCUCAUAGGCUUUAUACUGAUUUUUAAUAUAUGCAAACGUUAGUUUGAAGUUAGUUAUGAAGUUCAUUUGGUAUGUGGUUUAUGAAGCAGUUGAGCUUGGACAGAUGUUUUGAAGUUUUCCGGCUUAUGUUCCCAUUUUUUUUUUAAUUCCGAAGUUCUUUUAUUUUGGUACAAAUCAGGGAAUAUUGUCUGUCAUGGGGUGCUGUGACUUGGUUCAAAUUGCAACCAAAAUCAUGAUACUGACAGUCGUCACUGAAUAUAUAAUUGAUACAUAAAUUCUUCAGAUCGGAUCAAAGGUUCACCAUUUUCAACAUUAAACAUGAUGAUUUUGGUGGUGCUGGUGUUCUAGUGUUUCCCUAAGUUUUUUUUCUUUUGCGAUCCUUUUGAUGACUUCUCGAUUUGAUUUUUUUUAAAUAGAAUAGUUGGACCUUCGGAUUUGUUUUCCCAUGUUCACUGCGAAAUGAAUAUAGGGGGAGGCUUUCAGGCUUCACAUAUUUCAUACUAUUCCCGUGUUCCUUUAAUGAAUCUGACCUAUCACAUAUUUCUAGAAAAAUUAGGUUGGAUUUAUUAAAUGAAUAUGAGAGAAAUAUGAAAUGUUCGAAGUGAGAGAAUGUGCGAAACCUGAAAGCAUACCCCUGUACAUACGAUCCUACACUGAGCCGUACGUCUUCAGGCAUUUACUCAUGCGAAGCUAUCUUCUACGCAGUGUUAUGGUCUCUACACAAGAAACUUACGUCACAAUUUAGUAUUUUGAAGUAAAUCGCCUUCAAUUGAUUUUGAAGAUAUACCGGCGAUUUUCUUCAAAAUACUAAAUUUUGACGUAAAUUUUUACAACUAUAGAGGCCCUUAUGCUGCUCUUUACUGUGUGCAAUUCGCAAUUCAUGUGGUAUCGUCGUCCUUUUUUUGCGUAAUACUGUCUAACUUUUGCACCUCUUCUAAUAACAAUUUGCCAGUCACAUUGAUUCUGCAAUUUUGACGAAAACAUAUUCAGAAAACCCUCAUGAAUCAUAUUAAUAAACCGUUCUCUAACUUUUUUACGUAGAAACUUAAUUAAGAAAACUUUGAUUCUUGUCUCUGUUCCCUGAGUGAGCAAAGGGCUAAGUCCUUCCAAAUCUUAUGCUUCUCGGAGGAAGUACUCCCUUGAUGGUGCAUCACUCAUUUUUCUGCACGCGUUCUAUCACUUUAAGUCAGAGACAGCUUCAUUGAAAGCUUACCUAGCGCUCUCUUUCUCUCUCGAAACACCAACGUCGUGAGAACAAAUACUCAUGCCGAAUAUUUAUCCCCAAAACGGGGAUUUGUCCCAAAUUUUAUAUUGUGCUGGCGAGUUCAUUGGAGAGCUGACUGGUGCUGAUGUAAAGCAGUGUAGCUAAGAGACUGAUCUUCUCUUCUCGGCAGACUGUCUCACCAGAUCCUGCUGAUGUGAAUCCUUCCAUCUAGCUUCUUUCCACUGUCAGUGCCCUCAUCACCUCAGCAAAAGUAAUAAUGAAAGAUUGAUUUCAAACCACAGAAUUUAAUAAUAAUAAUAAUGCUGGCACAAUAUUCCAUGAGGGAACUAGGCCUUCCCGCAAGGGGAUUUCUAGACAUACAUUAUUAUUUUUUUCUGAUACGGGAUGAGGUUGUCAGUCCCAUGCCCGUGGAAUCAAGUGCAGUGAAGCUCACUGGAUACAAUCCGAACACCUUUAACGCCAGAAAAAUUCCUGGUAACCUAAAGGGGAUUCGAACCCGGGACACUUGCAUCAUAUAGCGAGUACUCUACCACUUGACUCAUUGAGUGCCCCCACAGAAUUUAAACAUGCCCAAAAUCUGCUGAAAUGAACCUCUCCCUGAUGAUGCACGUGACGGAAAACUGACUUUUUGUCCUUGCAGGCUUGAUAAUAGAGUCUCUUCAAAUACUCUGUCACAUUUUCCUCUUUAUGGCCUCUGCAACUAGAGACAUUUAUGUCCAUAUUGAAGCAAAUUCCCUACGUUGAUGUAGGAAAAACUCUUCAAUAUGGACAUAAAUUUCUCUAGUGUGUAGAGACCAUAAGCUUUCCGUGCAUAUUGAAGUAGAAAUAUUUAAAUCUUCUCCACUAAAAUAAACACAAAACCACUGUCCAAUUUUUUCAAAGUUGCUUUCAAAUGGUAUCUACUAUCUAUACCUUCGUUGUUCCUGGCUCUCGCAUUGUUUGGUAUAUGUUGCAAGGAAGGAAGACUCAUAUCAAAGAAUGAGAAUUCUUUUUGAACAAUAUCAGUAGGGAAGUUUUGCAGCCUUGGAUGAUGAAAGUAUUGCAAAACUCGGGUUUUUCUUUAAUAAAUCUAACCAAUGACAAGUCAAAUUAAUUAGGGAAAAAUCAAGUGGUAUGAUGCUUCCAUCGCUCGAAGCUUUAAAAUCUUCUCCUGAAUUUGUGAACGUACAUCAUCCAUCCCAUGUAUAUGAUUUGGCGUGGCUUUUUUAUACAGAUUUUUUCAUCCUUAUUCAGAACUUAAUACCAGAAAUUGUGGUAACUUGAAGUAUAGUGUAGAAAAUGAUUUUAAAAAAGUAAUUUCAAUGAAGUAUACAUAUUUGAGUGGAGCGUGAUUAAAAAUUAUGUAUCAGCGGAGUUUUUGAGUUAUGAUGUCUGUGAAAGCUUUUUAAACAUAAUUGAGUUAUGGCUUUAAAUGGCAUUUUAUAGCUGAUAAAAUUAAUUCAAAUUGGUCCUUGAACAUCUUUCUAUCCCGAAAUCUCUUUAUUAUACCAGUACAAAAAUUAUUUUAACUGUAUUCUAAUUAAUUUUUCAUCAAUCUUCCCGUAAAUAAAUGUGCCAAUCAUUUUAUUUUUGUAUUCAUGUUUAUUAGAGAGAAAGAAAAGAAGAAAAAAAACUUAUUUUAUGUGUUCCAUCAUAAUUAGUGUUGAUUCCUUAAGCGAAACAAAAAUAACCAUGACUUGAUACAGGAAUAAAAAGGAAGAUAAAAUUGAUAAAAGAAAUACCAUUGAGAAAACAGUAUGGCCCUAAUAUUACCAUUUGUAAUUUUAGUUCCUUUAUUAUUAGUAAUUUCCUUUUUAUCCCCAAUUUUCUCAACAGAGAAAGACAGAGUAGGAUUAACAAGUGCACAUGAAUUUAUUUGCGUGUAGAGAAAAAGAAACCAUUAAUUAAAGAGGUUUUAAUCAAGAAAAAAAAAUUACAGUAAAAAUAAUCGUAUUUCUUAAAUGUGUGUUUAAACAAAAAAAAAGAAGAAGAAAAUCAAGAAAAAGAAACACUUUCUUUGAGUAUUGAAUGUAUUAAGUGACAUGAUGUAGGAAAUAUUAUGUGAAAAAAUGACGAUGGAAAUAUUGAUGAUAAUCUUUCUUGGAAAUACAAUUCAGUGAAACUGAGA